Molecule: messenger RNA, 1593 nt
Organism: Paraglomus brasilianum
Lineage: Eukaryota; Fungi; Glomeromycota; Glomeromycetes; Paraglomerales; Paraglomeraceae
Source: the annotation of a GenBank genome assembly
AUGGCAUACCUGCGUUCCAAAUUCACCAAGAUAACGAAUAAUACAUCGGGAGGGGUUCUGUCCUAUGUUUAUCAAUGGAAAAUAACCAACUGGAGCGAAGUGGAACCUCUCGUCGAGCAUGCAAGUCCAGCGUUUGAUGCAGAUGGGUUGAGAUGGGUAUUUAAGUAUUAUAAGGGGCGUCAGAAGAACCCACAGGCUCUUUCUCUCUAUUUAGGAAUAGUUGAGACGACACCAGGAUGCCUGCGAGGCAUCCGCAAAAAGGUCUCGAUAAUAUUUGUGUUGGAGAAUCUGAGAACACGCGGGAUGGAUUUUGGAAAAGUCGAGCUUCCCGUAUGGUUUUGUGAUAGUAAAUAUUAUGCAAUUUUUAUUCCACUGCCGUGUGAUCCGCUUUACAUCAAGGAUUAUAAACUUGAUUACUGUUCUUUGAUCGGUCGUCCAUUGUCACAUGCAUUUGCUUUAAGCGCAUUUAGAUUCGUUUCCAACGACACUAUAUCUCUUUGCGUGAACUUUGAAAUACAAGAAUCUGUUAUCGAUGCGCCACCCAAAAUUAGCAAUCCGUUCGAUCGACUGAUCAACUCUCCUCAAUUCUCUGAUGUGACGUUCCGAGUAAUCGAUGAAUACGAGUGCGAGAAACUGUUCUAUGUGCAUAAAGGCAUUCUUGCGUGUUCAUCGCCGGUGUUUACAGCAAUGCUGACGAAUGGGAUGAAGGAGACGUACGAGCGAGAGAUACGGUUGUGUCAGAUCAAUCACGAUGCGUUUGCAUCUCUUUUACGGUUUAUUUAUACUUUUGAAAUAAACAUUCAGUCAAUGACUGAUGCCGAACAACUACUGGCUUUGGCCGAGAGGUUUGAAAUUGUCCCGGUUCGGGAUGAGUGUUUGAGAUAUCUAAGAUUAGAGUUGAAUUUGGAUAAUGUUUGGGGAGUCUGGGAACUUGCAGAGAAGUAUUCGUGUCCAAAGACAUCAACCGCGUGUCGUGACUUUGCAGCCACGCACCUUGGAGUCCUUUUAGAUAAACCGUCAACCCUUCACGCCGACCCCAAUAUAUUGAGACUUGCUCUCGAAAAUGACGAAGCUAACGUUAGUUCUGAAGAGAAAAUCUAUGAAUUAGUCGUACGAUGGGCAAGUUUCAAUGUUUCGUCUAAUGAAGUUUCUAAUAGUACAACAUCAGAUCCAAACCAGGAAAAUGAUUCUUCAGUUUGCAUGCCGUCGGAGCCUUGGGGAAGGCUUGAUGAGGAGAGAGUUGAUGAAGCACCUGAUGGCGAUUUACGUGAUGGUGACAGAGUUGAAGAUACUGAUAUUUGGAACAAAAUGUCAGAGAACGAAACAGAAAAGACUGAUAGAUAUACAUUUCCUCGAUCGUGGGAUGGUGAUCGUUUAAGCGCAAUGCCCAUGUUGUUAAAAUGUGUAAGAUUUCCUAUAAUGCAGAAGGGAUACCUUAUUGAUAAAGUUGAAACCAAUCGGAUAGUGAUGGAGGCUGAAGGGAUGAAAGAUUUGCUAAUUGAAGCAUAUAGAUAUCAUUUGAUGGCUGAUGGUGCGAACCAAUCGCUCUUGCCGCGCACAAAGCAUCGACGUCGCAAGCCGAGAGUGGACUGA